Cynoglossus semilaevis (tongue sole) is the source of this 8900-nucleotide messenger RNA. It is a transcript of the gene hdac5, whose product is annotated as histone deacetylase 5. Bases 1125 to 4556 code for a protein of 1143 amino acids. Gene Ontology annotation, biological process: negative regulation of transcription by RNA polymerase II. The transcript has 32 exons. Gene Ontology annotation, molecular function: histone deacetylase activity. Lineage: Eukaryota; Metazoa; Chordata; Actinopteri; Pleuronectiformes; Cynoglossidae. The record is from RefSeq and is a predicted model, not a curated record.
UCAGAAUCUGACCCUGAAGUUUCCGGGUCUAACCUGUGAAGGUGGACGUGAUUGGACGCCGUGUAUGAUUGGCAUAGCGAUUGGAUCUCGUUAUAAUAUUUUGGACUUCCACUGAUUUGAUGUCGAUGACGUUUAUUUUUACCUAGCUGCUAUUGGACAACGCUGUUGUCAAUCAGAUGCGGUGAUCAGUCUUCAAUUGUUUUUUUCUUAGUUUGUACUCAGUUGUAUAUUCUAUAAAUAAAAAGUCCGGAAUUGUCUGGAAAACUUAAAUUAACUCAUAAUUUUUUCUUCUUCUUAAUUCUUUACCAGGAUGGCAGAGGGGCGAGAUGGAACCGACCCCAGAAGUAUCCAGAGUGCACCGGGAGCUUUGGCGGGACACACACCCCGAGGCUCGGAGGAAAAGGGACGCCGGGAGGAAGCGACCUCUGUGCGGAAAACGCGUUCCAGGAGGAACCGCGGACAUCCACGGUGUCGUGAGGCAAAUCUAGACUGAGGAAGAAAAACUCCAGUUCUUCUCUUCUCACAUGGCCGACACAGAGGACCCGCUUUAACACACACUCGCACUCGCACCAUCCGUGAGCGGACUGGGUGGAGACGGUCGACCCCGAUGAGUUCACCACACACUUCAGCCCGACUCUCACUGUGACCCUCAGGAGCAUGGACUUCAGGAGACUUCAAGGAAUCGAACUCCAGCCGACUUCUCAGCUGUAAAGCCUCCUUUCGUUCCUCAGACUCCACUGUACCGUGCUGCCGCCUUCAAUGAGAGGAUUUUAUCUCCAGUCUCAGAGACUGGUCGUCACCGCAUCUUUCUGUGCAGCUACAACCUGAAUAAUCUCUUCUGCUCAGGCAGCCGUUCGGCCGGAUUACACCGUAAAAGCACACGGCACUUCUUUCUAAUGUCCGUCUGACAUUUUUGUCAUUUUUUAAAAUCUUUUUUUUUUAUUUGCCGGGCAACUCAUUUUUGAAAGCACACUUCUUUGUAUGUCAGUCUUUGACAACUUUGACUCUGGCGUCAUGGCAGCGUCUCGUAGGAGAAAGUGACUUUAAAAAAAAAAAAAAAAGGAAAGAAUAAUAAUAAUAAAAAUAAAUUAGUUUAGAACCAGAGAGUGACUUCUUUCCUUGGCAUGCUGCUGCGUCCCACUGUGUCAGGAUUGUGCGCCAUGUUACAGACCAUCUAUGAGACCGAGUCCUGUUUUUCCUCCGCCAGCACAGACAACCACCACCACCAGCCUCUGGAGCUCCUGAGUGGCAACAGGGGCUCCAGCGCUGCCAUGCCCACCGCCGUGGUGGAGGUGAAGAGCAGCCUCCCGUCGGGCAUGCAGAGCCCAGUAGGAACAGCCAGCGAACACAGGGGAGGAGGAGGAGGUGGAGGAGGAGGAGGAGAAGCUGGUGGAGGUUCAGGCGACGGCCCCGGAGGAGGUGGAGGAGGUCCGGUGGACCUGAGAACAGAAUCCAGGGUAGGCUCUCUGUCCGGGGGUUCGGUGUCGGUGGACACCACCCUCAGAGAGCAGCAGCUCCAGCAGGAACUGGUGCUACUGAAGCAGCAGCAGGAGCUGCAGAAACAGCUGCUGUUUGCAGAGUUUCAGAAGAAACACGAAGUGCUAACGAGGCAACACGAAGUCCAGCUGCAGGAACACCUGAAAGUGUGUAAGCAACAACAGGAGCUGCUGGCAGCAAAAAGGCAGCAGGAGCUGGAACAGAAGAGGAAACUGGAGCAGCAAAGACACGAGGAGCAGGAGAAGCAGAGGCUGGAGCAGCAGCUGCUCCUGCUGAGGAACAAGGAGAAAGGCAAAGAGAGUGCCAUCGCCAGUACUGAGGUGAAGCUGAAACUCCAGGAGUUCCUCCUCAGCAAGAAGGAGCCCGGCCCUGUCGGACUAAACCAUUCCUUCUCCCCGAAGAGCUGGGGAGUCCAGCACAGUUCCCUGGAACAGAGCUCUCCUCCGCAGAACAACACACCAGGAACUCCUCCUUCCUAUAAACUGCCCCCACUGUUGGGGAACUACGAGGGCAAAGAUGAUUUCCCGCUGCGCAAGACAGUUUCGGAGCCCAACCUGAAGGUGAGGUCGAGGUUGAAGCAGAAGGUGGCAGAGAGGCGGAGCUCUCCGCUUCUACGCCGGAAGGACGGCACGGUGAUCAGCACGUUUAAGAAAAGAGCCAUAGAAAUAUCAGUCUCCUCCCUCUGUAACAGCGCUCCAGGUUCAGGUCCCAGCAGUCCCAACAGUUCCAACACAGCCAUCGCCAACGGCAACACGGGAUCAGUCCCCAACAUACAGACCGAGUUGAGGUCUCUCCACCAGACCAUCGGUGCUGAUGGGACUUUGAGUCCACUCAGUCUCUAUACCUCACCAUCUCUGCCAAAUAUUUCCCUGGGUCUCCCGGCGAACACUCACAUCACGGGCCCCCAGAAGCUGUCGACCCAACAGGAGGCUGAACGUCAAGCCAUCCAGUCGCUGCGAGGGGGGGGCACUUUGACGGGGAAGUUUCUCUCCACGUCCUCCUUACCUGCAGGAGCCGGACACGAUGUGGAGUCCACACCAACCAGCUCCCACUCGGCCCACUCCUCAUUACUGCAACAUGUUCUACUGCUGGAGCAGGCUCGACAACAGACCGCUAUGCUAGCUGUCCCCAUGUACAACCAAUCACCACUGGUGACGGCAGAAAGAGGCGUGGCCAGCGGCAUGCGCUCCGUCAACAAGUUGCCUCGCCAUCGGCCGCUGGCCCGUACCCAGAGUGCACCUCUGCCUCAGUCCCCCCAGGCCCUGCAGCAGCUGGUGGUUCAUCAGCAGCACCAGCACUUCCUGGAGAAACACUACAAGAUGCUAUCGAAGGGGGUCGACCUUCCCAGGCCACCCCCCACUCACCCAGAGGAGACGGAGGAGGAGCUAACAGAGACCAACGACAUGCAGGAUGACGACCUCGGGCCCAGGACCCACAGGCUCCAGAAGGACGGGUCGGACGACAGCUGCCCCUCCUCCGAGCGACUCAGCGGACACCUGAAGGGUGAGGAGGACCGCGGAAUCCACGUCAAGGGGGAGAGCACGGAGAGCGAACUGGACGAAGAGGAAGAGGACGAAGAUGUCAUCCACCUGGGAGACGGGGAGGAGGAGGAGCGAGGAAGCUACAGUCAGGCCUUGCAGCAUUUGGGUGUGUUCCAGUCCCCACUGUCCCACCGUCCUCUGGGCAGAGCACAGUCGUCCCCUGCUGCCACUGCCAGUCCCAUCAAACACCUCUUCACCACUGGGCUGGUGUAUGACAGUCUGAUGUUGAAGCAUCAGUGUGUGUGCGGCAACGCUCACAUCCAUCCAGAGCAUGCUGGGAGAGUGCAGAGCAUCUGGUCCAGACUGCAGGAGACGGGGCUGCUGCACCGCUGCGAGAGGAUUCGUGGGCGUAAGGCUUCUCUGGACGAGAUCCAGUCUGUUCAUUCAGAAUUCCACACUCUGCUGUAUGGAACCAGUCCGCUCAAUCGACACAAACUGGACCACAAGAAGCUGCUGGGUCCCAUCAGUCAGAAGAUGUACGCCGUCCUUCCUUGUGGAGGAAUCGGGGUGGACAGCGACACCGUGUGGAAUGAGAUGCACUCAUCAGCAGCGGUCCGCAUGGCGGUGGGUUCGGUCAUCGAGUUGGCCUUCAGAGUGGCCGCAGGAGAGCUGAAGAAUGGCUUCGCUGUGGUGCGACCCCCGGGUCAUCACGCCGAGGAGUCCACGGCCAUGGGCUUCUGUUUCUUUAAUUCAGUCGCCAUCACUGCCAAGCUGCUGCAGCAGAAGCUGGGUGUGGGCAAGAUCCUCAUCGUGGACUGGGACAUUCACCAUGGAAAUGGAACCCAGCAGGCCUUCUACACUGACCCCAACGUCCUCUACAUCUCCCUCCAUCGGUACGACAAUGGAAACUUCUUUCCAGGAAGUGGAGCUCCUGAAGAGGUCGGCUCAGGAGCAGGUGUUGGUUUCAAUGUAAAUAUAGCAUGGACUGGAGGAGUGGAGCCCCCUAUGGGUGAUGUGGAGUAUUUGACUGCCUUCAGGAACGUGGUGAUGCCCAUCGCCCAGCAGUUUGGCCCAGAUGUGGUCCUGGUGUCUGCAGGCUUCGAUGCAGUGGAGGGUCACCAGUCUCCUCUGGGGGGCUACAAUGUUUCUGCCAAAUGUUUCGGUGAACUGACGCAACUGCUGAUGGGUCUGGCAGGUGGGCGUGUUGUUAUGGCGCUGGAGGGGGGUCACGAACUCACCGCCAUCUGUGACGCAUCAGAAGCCUGUGUGUCCGCGCUUCUCGGCGACUCGUGUGAUGCAUCGUUCCAGUGGCCCCCGGAGAAGCCAUGUCCAAAAGCCUGUGCCUCACUGGAGAGAGUGAUAGAGAUCCAGAGCAAACACUGGUCAUGCCUUCAGAGUUUGUCCCAGACACUGGACAGCCCCCUCGGUGCUCAGGGCCAAUCAGAGAAGGAUGAGGCAGAAACAGUCAGCGCCAUGGCCUCCUUGACUGUGGACGUGGAACAGCCGGGCUCCGACCCUGGCAGCGCAGAAACCAGCAGGUCAGCAGAGGAGCCAAUGGAGGAAGAGCCUGUGUUGUAGGGGGAGGAGCCUAAACAGGAAGCACACAAAAGUUCACAUUUAACUCCUUCUAGCACCUCCUCUUCUUUUUCUUCUUCCUCCACGGAGUCUGUGUAGAUUCACACACACGGAUGGGGGGGAGGGGUUUGUGCCAUUGUGGAAAACUCCGAUUGGCUGAGGGGAACUUUUUGGAGGCGAGAGAAGGCGGGGCUGUGAGGCCACUUUCUUGAAAGGUUUUCUGCCCCGGGGAGGAGCAGACGACUUGUUAGCAUCUCCAGUAGAACAGGAGGAGAGGAGUGUGAGCGGGGACACACACACACACACACACUACGUCAACUGUAAACUACCUGUACACAGUGUACCUGAACACAGCACCACUGAAUCUCCACCUUUUCAACCAUUCUUCUGUGUUUCUACGUGUCGUCUCAGCUCCUCUGUUUCCACCGAACGACAGCGACUGCUGGGGAAGGGACUAAACCUCAGGCUCCAAGUGGACGACUGGUCCUCUUGUGUGUCUUUGUCUGUGGACCGGAGAGACCUUUACAAACACGAAAACAGGGUAAAAGGAGAAGCUAGGCGGCGGAUCAGGGGAGGGGGGGGAACUAGGUGCCUUUUUUUGUCCAGAAAAAAACAAACAAAAGCAUGGAUUCAGAAACCACAGAACACCAUCACAGCCUCAGCAAAACAACCAACCAACCAACCAGCCGGUCAAGACUGAAGAGCAACACACACACACACAAGCUGUUGUUUGAGUCCCUUCAUGUUUCAGUCUUUGUUUCCUCAUCUCGAUGCCUUAAGUUGUUCUAAUCUCACUCUUCAACAACCUCAAGAGCGACGUGGAGGAGAAUUGUGAGCGUCAGCGUAGAAACGAGGUGAAAACGGUAAGAACGGUGUUUUCUCUGAUUCUCACGUCAGUUUUUUUGUUUUGUUUUUUUUAAUCCCAACAGCCUCUGAAGCCAUCAAUACACACUAGAAAUAUCCAGGACAAUCUCUGUUGAAUAUUAGAGGUGACGUGGACAAAGAUAUUCAGUCGGACUUUUAUGGAGUGUGGUGAAAGUGUCUCAGGAUUUACUCACGUUCAACAGUGUUUCCUCUAAUGUUUUGAAGCAUGUGAUUAUUUGGAUUACAUGACAUCACAGCUGUCCACCACCUCACCAUUGGUCCACUUUUGUUUUUCCUUCCAGAGCGGACAUGGGCAAACUUCCGACCUGCGGGCCAGAAAUUGCUCGGGGCUUUUUUAAUCUGGCCGACCAAACAUCGUCACAAAAUUGUCCAGAUAAAAAUAAAAUACUUAUUUCGUUUUGUCUUUAUCCUGCAUUACCGAGCUUUUUAGUUGAACCACUAGAGGGCGCACUACAGACCCAGUUGGCUAUUACUGUGGUCCAAAUCUGUACCACUUCACCUGAGUGGGCCAAAGUGGACAGCCAAUGAGAGACUUCCUGUCUGGUACAUGGACGAUCGUGUCAUGUGAUUGACGUUUUAUUGUUGCUAGUUUUUCCCCCCGUUCCUAAGGGAGGCCCCUGAGCCAAAAGUUUGCCCACCCCUGCUCUGGAGUCAUGUGACCUGAGCCCGUCCCCUUCCUCCGUAACAGAAAUUGUUUUACGAUAUCGCUGCAAUUUUUUUGUUUUUUCCUUUGCCUCCAAAUUGUAAAUGUAUUUGUUCGAUGUAAAUACUGUCCAGUCUCGUUGCCCGUUGUUACGACUCGGUGUGGUCACUUUUCUAUAUCUGUACAUACGUAUGUGUAUAAAUAACAAAGUACUUUCUUCUUUUUUUAUAAAAAAAAAAUGGAAAAACACAGCCCGGUGUAUACAGUAUUUUUAUAUACACACACACACACACACACACACACUACAUACACGUGUACGUAUAUUUAUGUAAACAGUGUUUUUAAUCCAAUCAGAUUGGAUUUAUGAAUAUAUUCUUCUCGGAGAUUUGAUGUUUUAAGCGGUUUAGUUGUCGGACAGGAAGUAAGCACUGAUGCCGUCGGAGCGCCACCUGCGGGUGCGUGUCUGUUUGUGUGUGUGUUUCUUUUACAGACAGGCAGCAGUUUGUUGUAGUGCUGGUGGCUGAUGAUGAUGAUGAUAAUGAUGAUGGAGGUGAACAGUGAGUUUCUCAGGCAGAACCAGAACCAGAACCAGGACCAGGUCUUCAGCAGCAGCACAGAGUUAUAGUCAGUGAUUUUUAUUUUUAUUUUUUUAUUUCAUUCAGCCCUAUGUUUUAUCUCAGCUACCGUUGUGCUCUUCUUUGGUCACAACAACAGUACUAGUGUAGGUAACCAGAACUGAUGAUUUGUGCAGUACAGAACGUCCCAUCUGUCUGUAUUUAAUAACGUCAACAAAUGUGACAACCUGAAACACUAAUGUACACAGGUAACAAGAACUACCUUGUUUCCCACAAUGCACCUCAGACAGCUAAUAGAAAAAAAACAUCAACAAUGUUUGAUACUUACAUCUGUGACUUUACAGGGCUGUAAAAAAAAUAGAAUUUUUAAUCUGAUUAAUCACGUGAGUAAUCAUAAUUAUUUGUGAUUAAUCAUGAUUACUUGCCAUUAUUUAAGAUUCAUCAACAUUCCUUUAUAAAUCGCUGAAACAAAAAUACCAACAUCAACAGCUAGAGGUCAGUGUUUCUCACCUGUUUUCAUCAUUAAUCUGGACAAAUGUCUGAGGUUGUUGGUGGGUUUGAAAUGGACAGGGAUUUGGUGUUGGUUGAAGAUCCAAACGAUAUUGAACUGUAGUAACAUCCGACAAGCUACGAAUCGCAGGGUUUUCCAAGAUGUGGCCCACGGGCCAAGUGUGGUUCCCGGACACGACAACUUCCUCCUCUUGUCAAACAUCAAUCGUUGGGUCUUUUCUUUAAAGAACAGAUUUAUUUUUCACACAUGAGAAAGUGAAUUCCUAUCAACACAUUAACGUUUGUUUGUAAUGAUUGGUUCGUUAACAGCAUGAAAACUGUUACAGACUGUGGGAUGGAUGGAGUCGUUCUCUGUUGACGUGAAUUUUUUAAUCAACAUUUCCAAAGUGCUCCUAAUACCUAGUUCAUUAAUAGAACGGUUGUCGGUUUAUUACAUCUUAUGAUCCUGUUUAGAGGAAAACGAUUUGAAAAGCACAUCACGUGUGAUCUACAGCUGGACCAGUCGAUCGUCGUCAGAUUUCAUUUGUCAAUCUGGAAGUUCUGAAAGUUUACCGUGGCUUUGAAAUUGAGCGGCUGCGUCCACUUCUGACAUUCGGUCCACGGUCGGUUACCAAACGGCACGUGAUUGAUGAAGUGGAACAGAAGUGUCGUGUGGGCAACAACAACGUCAGUGUCAUGUACUCAAGGUGUUGAGUAGUCGACGUUUCAGCCUUUCACAUUAACUCUGUGGUGUAACCGUAGUGUCCUGCUGUGAUUGGUUGAGAUUUGGUGCAGGACGGAGGAGGUUCAGCACCACGGUGACUGGCGCCCCCUGUGUUUCAGAACACUCUAAAAACAGUUUUGUUUUUUUUUUUGGGACUGAUCACAAGCACAUUCCUGAUUAUUCUCCAACGUUCUUUUUUUCCCUCUGGACUCUUUCACGUUGCGACGAUUUGUGUUUGAUGCUGACUCACAUGUAUAUAUAGAAGUGCAUAUUGUGUACACAUGUGCAAUACCGGCUAUUUGAGCAAUCUAUUACUGUGACUAUUACUGAUGAUAUUUGUCCCUUUCAGUCUGUUUGGUUUUUAUCUCCUCGUCCUAGUUCACUGUCGACGGGUCGCGUAACAAGAGCUUAAAUAAAGGGAACGUGACUCUUGUCGAUCUUCACACUCAGUCUCACUGCAGGGUUUGUGGACAUUUGUUUGAAGCCCCUUUGCAAUCGGUCGCACUGUACUUUUGUGACGUUGAAACUUUUAAUGUUUGUUUUUUGUUUUGUUUUGUUUUGUUUUUUUAAGUGGGCCUCUUGUUAAACUUGUCUGGAAAUUCAAUAAAGCAAUUCACUGACGGUUUCAUCCACUCGUCCUGAUUAUGAGCGUCACCCACCAGGAGGCGUGUGAGGUGGGGGUUGAUGUGGAUGUGCUGUACGUCUGGGUUCACUGACGGAACCAAAGUUCUGAACUCGACUGAAUCAGUCCUACUGCUUGACAAUGUAAAACUGUAAAUAUAAUUGAACCACUAAAAAAAAUUAUUUUAUCUUUUUUUAUUUAUUUUUUAAAAUAUUUUAGUGUAAAAUACAUUUAACAAAUUUACAUUUCUACCAUUAUAUUUGCACAUAUCCAGGAAGAUCAAAAAGGCACAACAAAUGUCUGCAUUACAGCAUAUGGUUAAACAACGUUCAGUAUUUCAGCCACAAGGAGGCACUGUAGCUGGAAUUUAUAGAAGAAGAAGUCCAGUUAUAAGGUAAAGUCAUCUGUG